AUGACAUCUCGACUGUACGCAACGAUAACGGCGAUUUUUCGCUGCUGUAUUGUGUUGUUUUUUUGUGGCAAAGUAUUCGCUCAGAUUCGCUACUCUAUUGCAGAGGAAUCUACACACGGAUCUGUUGUAGGAAAUAUUGCUAAGGAUUUGAGCCUUGAUCUGAAUAAACUUAAAGAGCGAAGAUUUCGGAUUGUUUCCGGAUCAAAAGAUGGCUUCUUACAGAUAAACCAGGACAAUGGAGAGCUUUUUGUAAGUGGGAACAUCGACAGGGAGGAUCUUUGCGAGAAAAGCAACGUGUGCACAGUGAACCUUAAAACGGUGGCCGAAAAUCCUUUGGAAAUCCAUUAUAUCGAGGUAGAAAUAAAGGAUAUUAACGAUAACUCUCCCGUUUUUCCUGUGCGUGAAAAGCAUUUAGAGAUACCAGAAAACGCUGUUUCCCAGAGUACGCGCCUCCCACUAGACGCUGCGCGUGAUUUAGACGCUGGUAUAAAUUCUCUUCAUAAGUACAUUCUUAGUACCAAUAACUACUUUGAAUUAGAUGUUAAAACACGUGAAGAAGAGAAAAUUCCUUUUUUAAUUUUAAAAAAGCAGCUUGAUAGAGAGGAGAAACCCUAUCUGAAUCUAACUUUGACAGCGUAUGAUGGAGGAAAGCCAGAAAGAUUCGGUUCAGUUAACAUUAGUAUAACUGUUGUUGACAUUAACGAUAACGCCCCAGUUUUUGAUCGUCAGGUAUACACUGUAACAUUAGAGGAAAAUAUUGAGAUUGGUUCAUCGGUAGUAAAAUUACAUGCCACAGAUUUAGAUGAGGGUGCCAACGGACAGAUUGUUUAUGCUUUUGACAAAAGUGUAAUGAGCAAAGCUUUUGAUAAAUUUGAAAUAAAUUCAAAUACUGGAGAGAUUACUGUAAAAGGAUUAAUAGAUUUUGAAGAACAACGUGCUUAUGAAAUAGACAUUCAAGCUUCUGAUAAAGGCCAUGUACCUUUAACAGGUCACUGCAGUAUCGUGAUUAAUAUAAAGGAUGUAAACGAUAAUGCGCCAGAGUUUGAUGUGACCUCGCUAACCGCUGAGAUAUUAGAGGACUCGAAACCAGGGACAACUAUUUCUCUGAUCAGCGUAUCUGACAGAGAUUCAGGUGAGAACGGUAUGGUAAUGUGUACCCUUGCAGAUGGCAUUGCGUUUGAAUUGAAACCCUCUUUCCAAAAGAACAUGUACUCCCUGGUAACUAAAGAUCAUUUAGACAGGGAGACUGUUUCUAUAUACACAAUUAACGUAAUGUGCAAGGAUAUAGGAGAGCCAUCUUUAUCUUCACAAAAGACAAUUCAUGUUAAUAUUGCAGAUGUCAAUGACAACAAACCAGUGUUUACUCAAAAUCCAUUUAAUUUCUAUAUUAGUGAAAACAACACCCCAGGCAUGUCUAUACUCUCCAUUAGUGCCUUUGAUAUAGACCAGAAUGAGAAUGCACGCAUAACUUAUCGCAUUCUGAAGGCAGAAGCCCAUGAUGCAAACAUUGUCUCUUAUCUGAAUAUAAAUUCAGAGGACGGGAUUGUUUAUGCACUAAAACGCUUUGACUAUGAAACAAUAAAAACAUUCCAGUUCCAUAUUGUUGCUACGGAUUCUGGAACUCCAUCGUUAAGCAGCAACGUCACAGUGAACGUAUUCAUUUUGGACCAGAAUGACAAUGUUCCAGUGAUCUUACACCCAGUCAGCACUAACGGUUCUGUUGAAGGUGUAGAGGAGAUUCCCCACAAUGUGAACGCAGGACAUUUGGUGACUAAAGUGAGAGCCUAUGACGCAGAUAUUGGAUACAAUGGCUGGUUAUUAUUUUCACUGCAGGAAGUGAGUGACCACAGUCUAUUUGGUUUGGACCGUUAUACAGGACAGAUAAGGACCCUCCGACCUUUCACAGAAACAGAUGAGGCUGAACAUAAACUGGUCAUUCUGGUCAAAGACAAUGGUAACAUUUCACUUUCAGCAACAGCAACUGUGAUCAUAAAACUUGUGGAGACUAAAGAAGCCUUUGAAUCUUUUGAUGUUAAAAGUGCAGUAAACAAUGAAGAGGAAAAUAGUGUUGUAUUCUAUUUGAUCAUUACCUUGGCCUCAGUUUCAGUGCUUUUUAUUAUCAGUAUCAUUGUGCUGAUUGUAAUGCAGUGCUCCAAAUCUACAGACUAUUCAUCUAAGUAUUUACAAGACACCAAUUAUGAUGGCACACUUUGUAACAGCAUCCAGUACAGAUCUGGAAAUAAACAGUACAUGUUAGUUGGACCCAGAAUGAGUAUAGGUUCUACUAUAAUUUCUGGCAGUAAUGGGAAUACCUUAGUUAUUCCAGAUCACAGAACAAGAGCUUCUGGUGAGGUAAGACAAUCUUAUUUCUUUAUAUUUUGCAGAAAUACUCUUUACAUUUGA
Molecule: messenger RNA, 2403 nt
Organism: Tachysurus vachellii
Lineage: Eukaryota; Metazoa; Chordata; Actinopteri; Siluriformes; Bagridae
Product: protocadherin alpha-7-like
Exons: 1
Coding region: 1-2403 (800 amino acids)
Biological process (GO): homophilic cell-cell adhesion
Cellular component (GO): plasma membrane
Molecular function (GO): calcium ion binding
Source: RefSeq, a predicted model, not a curated record